CAGUCUACCACUACCCCCUCUUAAAAAUCUCGGUUAGGGUUUUAGUAUUGGUUUGGCCUCUCUCCAGUUCUGCGAAAGAGACAACAAUGGCGAAGAACAGAAACAAAAAGAAGAAUGCCGAUAAAGCUCCAAUGGAUACCACCGAAACAACCGUCACCGAUUUACCUCAAGCUAUGGAUACAUCGGAAUCAGCAGCUAGGGUGUCCAAUUCUCUUACCAGGAAGGUAAAGGGGAUUCAAAUGAAGAGUUCAAAGAAUGUGAGAAAGAAGAAAGCUAUUGAAAAAGCGAUUGCAAAGGAUGAGAAGCAUUUGGAAAAAGCUACGAAGCUUGAAACAAAGAGAAUGAGAGUUCAUUCUGCAAAGUCCCUGUAUGACUGACUUGCUAGAUAUUAUACAUGGACGUCUUACAAAAAACAUGAGCUCGAAAUACACAAUGUCAUCUCAUUUCGCCAUUUGCACUGGCCAAAUUAUAUGCGCUACAAUUUUGGGCGAAGUCGGGUAUACAUUGAUAUAGGAACCUAGAUUUUUGUCCGAAUCCAAGGGAUCCGAUUUACUGUAUAGUAAUCGUUAUAGCAUGAACUUGUUGCAAAGUUUCAUCGCUGUUUAGAGCAAGUUUGAUUCCUUUUAACGAGGGGUAAUGUUGCAUUUUUUUUUACUAUACGAUCUAGAUAUACUUCUCUUUGACUAUUUCAUGGAACAUGUCUGUAUUUUCAAUUUUAGGUGCAAUUGUUUCUA
Messenger RNA from Spinacia oleracea (spinach), 734 nucleotides. RefSeq lists its product as uncharacterized. The coding region runs from base 87 to 377 and encodes 96 amino acids. Lineage: Eukaryota; Viridiplantae; Streptophyta; Magnoliopsida; Caryophyllales; Amaranthaceae. The transcript is spliced from 3 exons. The record is from RefSeq and is a predicted model, not a curated record.